AUGACAGGCACUGAUUAUAAUAAUGAUCUAUCGCAGACAACGGGGGAUGUUGUAAACGGCCAACAAAAUGCAAUGCCUCAAGAUAAGAGUUCAACCAAUUGGCCGCCUAGUGACAAUAGUGGUGUUAUAUAUAUUUCGCGAAUCCCCCCUAAAAUGAAUCCAUCUAAGUUGAGGUCAUUGCUUACUGCAUUUGGUAAGAUCAACCGGAUAUACCUCAUGCCCACAAAGUAUACCAAAAAGGUUGGUCGAAAUUUGGUCAGCAAGCGGCGAAUAGACCUCUUUUCCCAAGGUUGGGUGGAGUUUUAUGAUAAACGGGAUGCUAAAGCUGUUGCUAACCAGCUAAACGCGACGAUUAUAGGCGGAAAAAAACGGAAAAAUAAAUGGCACGAUGAUAUGUGGACAAUCAAAUACCUCCCCAAGUUCAAAUGGAGACACUUGCAAGAAUACAUGCACUCUAACAAAGAGAGGGACAAGGCAGACAUACAACAGCGUAUUAUUAGCUUGAAACGGGAAAACGCCCACUACCUUGAACAGCUAGAGGCUGAGAAGAGGAUCAUUAAAAUAGGCGAGAAAAGGAGGAAAAAUAACAAGGAUUUUAGUUUUGGGGUAAAGCCAAAACACAAAGUCAAUCCUACGAACACAAGUGUAUCCAGUAAACUAUUGCAAGUCAUUGCAUCGUAG
Babesia microti strain RI is the source of this 681-nucleotide messenger RNA. RefSeq names its product ESF2, ABT1, ESF2/ABP1 family protein. The record is from RefSeq and is a predicted model, not a curated record. Bases 1 to 681 code for a protein of 226 amino acids. Gene Ontology annotation, cellular component: nucleolus. The transcript has a single exon. Gene Ontology annotation, molecular function: RNA binding. Gene Ontology annotation, biological process: small-subunit processome assembly; endonucleolytic cleavage in ITS1 to separate SSU-rRNA from 5.8S rRNA and LSU-rRNA from tricistronic rRNA transcript (SSU-rRNA, 5.8S rRNA, LSU-rRNA); endonucleolytic cleavage to generate mature 5'-end of SSU-rRNA from (SSU-rRNA, 5.8S rRNA, LSU-rRNA). NCBI's taxonomy places the organism in Eukaryota, Apicomplexa, Aconoidasida, Piroplasmida, Babesiidae.